Molecule: messenger RNA, 1027 nt
Organism: Beta vulgaris subsp. vulgaris (sugar beet)
Lineage: Eukaryota; Viridiplantae; Streptophyta; Magnoliopsida; Caryophyllales; Amaranthaceae
Product: remorin
Exons: 5
Coding region: 175-765 (196 amino acids)
Source: RefSeq, a predicted model, not a curated record
CCUAAUUUAACUUGGCCCCCAUCUACUUUCAUCUUCUUCAUCAUCAUCUUCUCUUUUUUCUCUCCAACUACCAAAUUCAUUCCUCCUAUUUGUUUUCUGGGUAUUUUAUUCUUCAUUCUCCAUAAUUAAACCAAAUUGUGAAUAAUUAGUGUAAUACCCAAAAACACAGCAAAAAUGGCUGAAGAAGAACCAAAGAAAAUAGUAGAAGAGAAAGUUGAAAAAAAGGAAGAAACUCCCAAAGAUGUUACUCAAGAGAAGAGUGUGGAUCCUGUUUCUGAUCACAAAGACUCUGACUCUAGGCCUCCUGCUGCUGAUGAAAAGGCUAUAGUGCCAGUAACAACACCAGCACCAGCUCCAGAACCUGAGAAGAAAAAGGCUUUAGGGGGUUCAUUGGACAGAGAUAUUGUGUUUGCUAAUGUUGAAAAAGAGAAGACUGUGGCCCUCGUGAAAGCAUGGGAAGAGAGUGAAAAAUCCAAGGCCGAAAACAAGGCAUGUAAAAAGUUGUCAGAUGUAACUUCAUGGGAAAACAGCAAGAAAGCUAACAUAGAAGCUCAGCUCAGAAAGAUUGAGGAAAAACUGGAGAAAAAGAAAGCAGAGUAUGCAGAAAAGAUGAAAAACAAAGUAGCAGAAGUUCACAAAUUAGCUCAAGAAAAGAGGGCAAUGAUUGAAUGUCAAAAAGGAGAAGAAGUUCUUAAAGCAGAAGAAUGUGCCGCAAAAUAUCGUGCAACUGGCCAUGUACCCAAGAAGUUUUUGGGCUGUUUUUAGAUGCUCAUAUUUCAUUAAUCAAUUUGCAAAUUAUUACUGUUGAAAAAAAAAAAGUAUGGAAGUGGUUUUGUGUAAUUUAUUUUAAAGUCAUUUUCAAUUGUUUGGUAUCUUGAUUUUGAUUGUCAAUGUGUACAGUAAACAUUUUGUCUUGUGUGAUUAUUAGUACUCCACAUCAUGUUGAGUGUUGUGUGCUUUCACAAUAUGGUUACUGUAGAUUUUUCUUUGCUAAAGAUUGAUAAAAAGUUGCCGACAUUUGCGUUCA